AGCAUUACCUGCAGAGGCGCGCUUGAUCUGAGCUCCCAUUUCGGUUUGCAAAUGGAUGCCCUGGCCAUUUUAGACGAUCAAAGCCACUACGUGACACAAACACAAAAAUGCUGCUAAAGGAAGACGGAUGUGGAUCUUCAGAUUCCUGCAACGCUCUCGUUCAACGUGUUUUGCUUUCUCAUUCAUCUUUGUUGGAGGUGCCGAAAGCGUAGACCAUUAAACUACAGGGCUCUGACUGGAAAUAGUCACACUCGCUCAUUUAGGAAACUACGGAAACGUUUCUGUCUUAUGUUGAUCAGUUUGGUUUAUAAGCGACGAGCUAGGAAAUGAGCCCCACUCACACACACCGAGAGGACAUGAAUAAAACGGCAUCGUGUUUUUGUAACAUCAAAAUAUUCCUAGUGUCGGAAUGUGCACUGAUGCUGGCGCAGGGGACAGUCGGCGCGUACUUGGUGAGUGUUUUAACUACGCUGGAGCGCCGGUUUAACCUGCAGAGUGCUGAUGUGGGUGUUAUUGCCAGCAGCUUUGAGAUUGGCAACUUGGCACUUAUCCUGUUUGUUAGCUAUUUUGGUGCUAGGGCUCACCGACCACGUCUGAUUGGCUGUGGUGGAAUUAUCAUGGCACUAGGAGCACUGCUGUCUGCACUGCCUGAAUUCCUCACCAACCAGUAUGAGUACAAAAGCACUGAAGUGUGGAUGAAGGAGUCAGGAAGGGACAUGUGCUCAAAUCUGUCAAGGAGAGAUGUGGAUGACGGUGGUCUAUGCAGCAAAAAAUCAAACACAAACAUGAUGUACCUACUGCUCAUUGGCGCCCAAGUGCUCCUUGGAAUUGGAGCAACGCCUGUACAGCCUCUGGGAGUGUCCUAUAUAGAUGACCAUGUAAGGAAGAAAGACUCUUCACUUUAUAUUGGUAUAUUAUUCUCAACCUUGGUUUUUGGACCUGCUUGUGGCUUCAUACUUGGAUCAGUCUGCACCAAAUUCUAUGUGGAUGCUGUCUUCGUUGACACUACCAAUCUGGACAUCACCCCAGAUGACCCUCGCUGGAUUGGAGCCUGGUGGGGAGGCUUCCUCCUCUGUGGGGCAUUACUUUUUUUCUCUGCUAUCUUCAUGUUUGGGUUUCCCCCAUCUCUGACAGAGCAAAAUGCAAACAGCAGAAAUGAAAGUGAUCAACCCAUGCUUGCAUUAUCUCACAGUUAUGAGCAUCCAAAGCCAAGUAAUGGUAUCAUUUAUGGCCAUCAACCUGACAGCUCCUGCUGUGAUCAGCUUCGAGUGAUUCCCAAGGUGACUAAACACCUGCUGUCGAACCCGGUGUUCACCUGUAUUGUCCUUGCUGCAUGUAUGGAGAUUGCUGUAGUUGCUGGUUUUGCUGCCUUCUUGGGCAAGUACUUGGAGCAGCAGUUUAAUCUUACAACCACCGCGGCCAAUCAGCUUCUGGGUAUGACAGCCAUCCCAUGUGCAUGUCUGGGCAUUUUUAUGGGAGGUCUUUUGGUGAAGAAGCUGAAUCUGUGUGCUCUGGGUGCUGUGCGGAUGGCCAUGUUGGUCAACCUGAUUUCCACAGCGUGCUACGUGUCUUUCCUUUUUCUCGGCUGUGAUACAAGCCCUGUUGCCGGUGUAACCGUCGCAUAUGUCAAUGAAACCCUGCAGCCAGGCCAAGCACCAGAAGCUCCCUGCAUUAGUAACUGUAACUGCUACACAUCAUCCAUUAGCCCCGUUUGUGGCUCUAACGGGGUCACCUACCUGUCCUCCUGCUUCGCUGGCUGUACAAGAUCCAUUAGUACUGGAGUGCUUCCUCAACCAUCUCAGAACCUGUCAGUGUGUGCAUGCAUUUCUGGUGAUGGCAUCUCGCCCACAGUUGUACCAGGAAAAUGCCCAAGUCCGGGAUGCCAGGAGGCUUUCCUUAUUUUCCUUUGUAUGAUCUGUGUCUGCAGCAUGAUAGGAGCCAUGGCUCAGACACCAUCUGUUAUCAUCCUUAUCAGGACGGUCAGCCCAGAGUUGAAGUCAUAUGCACUUGGCGUUCUGUUUCUCUUAUUGAGACUGCUGGGAUUCAUCCCACCUCCUUUAAUCUUCGGUAUGGGGAUCGAUUCCACAUGCCUUUUCUGGAGCAGCGAGUGCGGCACAAAGGGCGCAUGCAUGCUAUAUGACAAUGUGGCCUAUCGCCACCUCUAUGUGAGCUUGGCCAUUGUAUUAAAAAUAAUUGCCUUUCUUCUGUAUACUACAACAUGGCAAUGUUUACGCUGCAACUACAAGAAGUACAUCAAGAACAAUGAGCUUUAUGUGACAUCCACUGAAAUUUUCUCUUCUGACAUUAAUUUGGAUAGUUUGGACAAAGACAUUAACAGGACAAAAUUUAUAUACAACCUGGAAGAUCAUGAAUGGUGUGAAAACAUGGAAUCUGUUUUAUAGUGGCUGGUACUUAUUAAUGCAUAAAUGUUUUUUUGAAUGGAUCAUAUUGCUUUUAUAUUAGUUCUUCAAAGCUAGCACUUGAUUUCUGGCUUUUACAACAAUUCAUUAGGGUUACAGUAGAAUGCUAAUAAUUUUUGAUCCAUUGUGGUUCUUAGAAGAUGCGUCAGAGAAUGGUCCUUGUUCAGUUCCAGUGAUUUACAGUCAGGUUCAUAAAUAUAUUACAUUGUUAUUGUUACAUGGUUAUUAUUUGUCUACCACGGUAUAUUGAAAUUAAAUAAUGAAUAUGAGCUCAACAUGCGGAAAUGCAUCUGCUCAUUUUAUGGGACCAACAAUAAUUGGACAAGCUAACAUAAUCACAAAUUUUAUGUGAUUUUUGUGACUGUAAUACUUGGUACAAACUUUAUUUUGCAGUAAAUGGUUGUCCAAACCCUUGAACAUAAAGAUCACCAGAUGCUGGAUUUCGUCCGUGGUGGUGCUCUGUCAGGCCUUUACAGUAACUUUUUUCAGCCCCUGCUUGUUCUUGGCUCAUUUGGUUAAAUCUGAGCAGAUAAUAUAGCCUUGGUAUUUUAUAUAUUUAUUUAUGUGACUGUUGACAAUUGAAAAACUUAUUUUGUCAAGAGCUUCAUUAAUAAUUACCCUGAAAUCAGUUUUACUGUCAUUAUUACAUGCCCAUACCAUAAGAUGAGGUGGUAUCCUUUGGAUCAUGAACAGUUAACUUUUCUAUUUUCUGUUUCCUUCCCAUCCUUUUGGUACCCAUUCAUAGUUGUCUCUUUUAUCCAUAGAAAGAUAUUCCAGAACUGUACAAACUUUUGUUUUUAAUUAUUAUUAUUGUCUUCAGGCUUUUGAGGUUAACAUCUUGCUUUUUGCUUCUAUUGAUUGUUUACUCUGACACAGAUUUUGCGGCAGGUGUUUUUGAUCUGGCAAUUGUUGUGAAGGGCUUUUGUCACAGGGAUUAAAUUAUUCUGUUAUUUACCACA
Clarias gariepinus (North African catfish) is the source of this 3379-nucleotide messenger RNA. RefSeq names its product solute carrier organic anion transporter family member 3A1a (gene slco3a1a). Gene Ontology annotation, molecular function: protein binding. Lineage: Eukaryota; Metazoa; Chordata; Actinopteri; Siluriformes; Clariidae. Gene Ontology annotation, biological process: prostaglandin transport; sodium-independent organic anion transport; transmembrane transport. The record is from RefSeq and is a predicted model, not a curated record. The coding region runs from base 327 to 2402 and encodes 691 amino acids. Gene Ontology annotation, cellular component: membrane. The transcript has 10 exons.